This is a messenger RNA of Sorghum bicolor (sorghum), 1500 nucleotides long. RefSeq names its product eugenol O-methyltransferase-like. Gene Ontology annotation, molecular function: O-methyltransferase activity; S-adenosylmethionine-dependent methyltransferase activity; protein dimerization activity. The coding region runs from base 67 to 1191 and encodes 374 amino acids. NCBI's taxonomy places the organism in Eukaryota, Viridiplantae, Streptophyta, Magnoliopsida, Poales, Poaceae. The record is from RefSeq and is a predicted model, not a curated record. Gene Ontology annotation, biological process: methylation. The transcript is spliced from 4 exons.
UGGAGGAAGCACCACGGCCCAGUGGAAGGCAUAUAGCAGCUGUUGUGCUAGCUGAUUCAUCACAAAAUGGGCAGCUAUACUACCAGAGUCCACGCCGUAGAGAAAGCAGCUAACAACCAAGAUGAUGAGACGUGCAUGCAUGCUUUGAUGCUCCUUGGCGGAUUGGCCGUACCUUGUACCAUCAAGGCGGUCAUCGAGCUCGGCAUCAUGGACCUUCUCCUCGCCGCGGACCGCGCCAUGACCGCGGAGGAGCUCACGGCAAGGUUGCCAUGUCCUGCUGCUGCUACUGCUGCUGCUAUGGUCGACCGCAUGCUCCGCUUCCUAGCUUCGCACGGCGUGGUCAGGUGCGCCGCCGCCACCAAGGAGUCGUCGGAGCUGGGCUCCGAUGGUGGCAAGAGCUGCCGGCGCUACGCGGCGGCGCCGGUGUGCAGGUGGUUUACAAGGAGCGGCGGCGUGGAGUCGGUGGUUCCAAUGGGGUUGUGGAUGACCGGCAAGACCGUCUUGGAGACCUGGUACAACAUAAAAGAAGCAGUGUUAGAGGGAGAAACACCAUUUGACAGAGCAUACGGCCAGCCAUUUUUUGAAUACCUUGGUGAAAACGGGACAGUGAACACGUUGUUCGAUGAGGCAAUGGCGAACCAUUCGACAAUCAUAACGAAGAGGCUGGUCGAGGUCUUCCGUGGCUUUGAGAAUUACAGUGUGCUCGUCGAUGUCGGUGGCAACAAAGGCACCACGUUGCAAAUGAUUAGAAGUCAGUAUGAGAAUAUUAGUGGCAUCAACUACGACCUUCCUCGUGUAAUUGCGCAGGCACCUCCAAUUGAAGGUGUGGAGCAUGUUGGUGGCAACAUGUUUGAUAAUGUUCCACGUGGAGAUGCAAUUAUCCUAAAGUGGAUUCUUCACGAUUGGGGCGACAAGGACUGCGUCAAGAUCCUAAAGAAUUGCUAUGCAGCUCUCCCGGUGAACGGGACGAUGAUCAUUCUGGAGUACAUCCUCCCAGAGACACCAGAAGAAACACUAACAUCGCAACUAGCGUUCAACUUCGAUUUCGGGAUGAUGCUCAUGUACGGCGCCAAAGGUAAGGAGAGAACAGAGAAAGAGUUGUCGGAGCUCGCCAGAGAGGCCGGCUUCUCUGGAGACUGCACGGCUACAUACAUCUUCGCCAGCAUCUGGGCCCUUGAAUUCACAAAGUAAUUAAACUAGCUACGUAGCUCUUAUAUAAUUAAUAACCAUGCAUGUGCUUCGUCGCGGUGUAUGAAUGUCGUCGCACAUCCAGGCAUAUAUAUAUAUACACAUGCCGCCAUCUAAACAUAUAUGUCUUGUAUGCCAUCAAAAUACCGUAUUGUAAUAGCUCGCCAAACUGUUCGCUUGAGCUUAUGAGCUGAAUCUACCAUUUAUUCAGCAGUAUUUUUUCAUAAUAAAUCAGUCAACAGUACUUUUUGCCAUAUGUAUUUGUGAUAAGUCAAACUAUAUCAACUUUCACAAAAAGAAAUUAUGAGUCUA